Molecule: messenger RNA, 1336 nt
Organism: Sinocyclocheilus anshuiensis
Lineage: Eukaryota; Metazoa; Chordata; Actinopteri; Cypriniformes; Cyprinidae
Product: dimethyladenosine transferase 1, mitochondrial-like
Exons: 9
Biological process (GO): rRNA methylation; transcription initiation at mitochondrial promoter
Cellular component (GO): mitochondrial matrix
Molecular function (GO): rRNA (adenine-N6,N6-)-dimethyltransferase activity; mitochondrial transcription factor activity
Source: RefSeq, a predicted model, not a curated record
AUGGAUGCGCAGGGAGUUCUUGCCCGUUUUCGGUUACCUCCUCUGCCUACCAUAAAGGAGAUUAUCAAGCUGUAUAAUCUGAGAGCAGAGAAACAGCUUUCUCAGAACUUCCUCCUAGACAUGAGACUCACAGAUAAGAUUGUCCGGCAGGCGGGGAACCUGAAGGGCGUACAUGUGUGUGAGGUGGGACCUGGACCUGGGGGCCUCACCAGGUCUAUUCUGAAAGCUGGAGCAGCAGACUUAGUGGUGGAGAAGGACACACGCUUUAUUCCAGGAUUGCAGCUUUUGUCUGAGGCUGCUCCUGGAAGAAUGAGGAUAGCACAUUGAGAUAUUCUCACAUACAGACUGGAAAGAGGGUUCCCAGCCCACAUAGCCAAGACAUGGGAAGAUGUACCCCCCAACCUGCACAUUAUUGGGAAUCUGCCCUUUAGUGUGUCGACUCCUCUCAUUAUAAAGUGGCUGGAAUAGAUGUCUAACAGAACUGGGUGCUUUAUGUUUGGAAGUACAAGGCUUACACUGACCUUCCAGAAAGAGGUGGCUGAAAGGUUAACAGCCAGCACAGGAAGCCGUCAACGCAGCCGUCUGUCUGUCAUGGCUCAGUAUCUCUGCACUGUCAAAAACUGUUUCACCAUCCCAGGAUGUGCCUUUGUUCCAAAACCUAAUGUGGAUAUGGGGGUGGUACACUUCACUCCGCUGGCUCAGCCCCAGAUCCAGCAGCCCUUCAAGCUGGUCGAGAGGAUUGUCAAAAAUGCCUUCCAGUUCCGGAGGAAGCACUGCCGCAGAGGACUUGAGAUGCUGUUCCCAGAGUCUCAGCGUCAAGAAUUGACGGAAGAGUUGCUGCGCAGUGCUGAUGUGGAUCCCACACUGCGGCCCACAGAGAUCUCUAUUUCUGAAUUCAGGGCUUUAGCAGAUGCCUACAGUAAGCUUUGCAAGGAGAACCAAGGCCUCAUUGACUAUGACUUCAGAGAGGAACUGAAACUCAGGAAAUUGCAAGGUCCCGGAACAAAGCAGGGUGACCGACCCGGCAAGUUAUCAGAGGAGGGAGAGGUAACGGAGCAUUGGUGGACCAACUUAAGUGAUUAACAGCUUGCAUCGGUUGCUUUUAUAGUGUGCUCUAAAACUCUAAAAGUACUCUAAAAGAUCAUGGGUUAUUUUAUUUCAACCCAAACUGUUUUUAGUGUUUGGGAGGUUUUUGUGUAACCCAAUUCCUUGGACAGGACAGUCGCAACAACCCAGCGGUUGUAAUAAGUGCGGAUAUUUUGCAUCCUCUUCAGGGGCCUCGUUUAUAAAAUGUUGCAUAUAAACCAUCCUAAAUUUGUUCUAAGAUCAUUUCUCA